UAUAGUAGGAUUCAAGCAAUUAAAAUAAUAAAGUUAAAAAUAGGAUAAAUUAAGGAAAAAUAAAUGUUAGAAAUGUUUUUUUGCUACGAAAAGAAAAAACUGUAACGAGACACAUUAUUUUCUGAAUGGUUAAAACUUUUUUGAUCAAAGGUCAAUUUAAAAAAUAAACUAAAUAUAUAAAUAAAUAAUAUUUUAUUAUUUGUAGUUUAUUAUUAAAAUACUCAAAUGAAUAUCUCUGUUACUGGAAAUGCUUUUAUAAAAGAAAAAGGGAAAUUUUCCUCUUGGACCACAUCGAAUUAUUGUGAUGUGUGUAAUUGUAAAUAAAAGAAAAACUAUUUUUUUUAUUGAUCAACUAUAAAAUCCUUGAAUUACACGGAUUAGAGUAUUAGACCCAAAUUCUUUUUUUUAAAGAUUUUUAACCAAAAAGAAAUAAAAUUUAAAUCAUUAUCAAAAGCCCGACCCAGGCCCAACCCAAUUAAGUAACAUAUACUAUCUCUGAAACCAAGAACACGUAAAAACCCGCUAACACUACAGUCGCCGAGAGAUUUGUUCGUCGUGGUGGCUUAGCCAUGAGGUUCCGAUACGCCAUGGUGUGUUCAUCGAAUCAGAACCGGAGCAUGGAAGCUCACGUUCUCCUGAAUAGGCAAGGUCUCGACGUAGCUUCGUACGGGACAGGGUCUCAUGUUAAACUACUUGGACCGUCUGCCACAGAGCCUAACGUCUAUGGUUUCGGAGCUCCUUACAAGCACAUGUUCGAUGAACUCAGGCGCAAGGAUCCCGAGCUGUAUCCUAUUCUCUCAAGUCUCUAUUCUUCAUUAGAUUCCUAAAGAUGCUUUUGUUUUUAUUCUUUGAGUUGUAUGAGUCUUGUAGGCUUGUGGAGUUUGGUAAUAACCUUAACCGUUUUUUUUUUGUAGUUACAAGCGGAUGGUAUAUUGCAGAUGCUUAAGAGGAAUUUUUAUCUGUGAAACUUGCUCCACAGAGAUGGCAAGAUAAUGCUGGUGAUGGUGUGUUUGAUGUUAAUGACUUUUGAAGAAAAGGUUUUCGAUUCUGUUCUUGAAGGUAAAUCUAAAUAAAUUGCUAGAUCUACGUUGAUGUUCCAUCACAAACUAGUUAGGUUACAUGUCUGAAUAUACUCUAUCAAGUCGUAAUAUGUCAUUAUGUAUUCAUUGGCUGAGGAACGAUUGCAAUCACUGAAAAACAACAUAGGCGGAAACAAGUUUAUAGCAUCUCAUUCUACUGAAUAUUGUACCAUCAUCAGUUCAUGGUGGAGACUUGAGAUGUUAAACAUGUUAAUUAUUGAAUCGUCUUGAUAUAAUGUUAAGUUUAUAUUCUCGUCUAGAUUUUAGAAGAAAGCUCAAGAACUUGCUCAUCCAGCACACAUUCCUCUGUUUGUAACGAGCUGAUAUUACAAAAAAAUGUAAUUCAUUUUUCUAUCUAUUUGUUAAAACUUCAAAGAACGUAAUAUAAAAGUUUUUUUUUAAGACACUGUAUUAUAUAUAACAGAUAGGUGACGCUACUAGUCCUUAACCCAAGCAUUACUUCAGCUUUAUUGUCAUAGUCAAAGUUAACGUGUCUACAUAAAACCAAACUCGUGUACCAAUCAAAUUAACUCAACCCCUAAAACCCUGUAUAGACAAUUCAAUCUUUCCAGCAAGUCCCAAGCCCGUGAGAUUAAAAAGAUACGUCAGAAAGAAGCCAAUUACGAAAAGUCCUUUUAGAGAUUCUUCUUCACUAUAUAUAUAACGUUCUUUAGACCCAUAUACAUCAAAAAUAAUAAUGAAGACGAAGAGCCAAGAAACUCAAGUAGACUCUCUUCAACAAGAGACUCGUCAUCAUCUUCGCCAAAUCUUCAUCUCAAUGAUGUUCAAAUCACGCAGAUUCUUCCAUCACCUCGUCUUAUAUUCGUUUCUUAUUGGUUUCGGGUUCGGUCUCGGCUUCCUACUCAACUUCCACAUGAGAAACGUUUCUUUCAGCCCCCAACUCUUUCGUCUAUCUUCUCCUUCCCUCUCUCCACAGCCACAGCCAGAAAACUUCGUUUUAGUAAAUGAAACGGUUGCUUAUGAUAGUGAUGAAGGGCAAAAGGGUCAUUCUAUGGUGGAGUUUGAGAAGGUGAUGCAUCAUAACACGACGGAGGAAGAACUCAUGUGGCGUGCGUCGAAGGUUCAAGAAAGGCCGUCGACGGUGAAGAAGAAAGUGGCGUUUAUGUUCUUGACGAGAGGGAAGCUUCCUUUGGCUAAACUGUGGGAGAGAUUUUUCAAUGGCCAUCAAGGCCUUUUCUCUGUUUACGUUCAUACUAGUAACCUUUCUUACGUUGACGAUGGUAUUCCUGAAAGGUCGCCGUUUUAUCGUCGGAGGAUUCCAAGCAAGGAAGUGAAAUGGGGUAUGGUGAGCAUGGUGGAGGCUGAGCGGCGGCUAAUAGCUAACGCUCUGCUCGACGCAGCAAACCAACGUUUCGUCCUCCUCUCGGAAACAGACAUACCUCUCUUCAACUUCUCCACCAUUUACUCUUACCUCAUAAACUCUCAACACUCUUUUGUAGACCUCUACGAUCUUCCUGGACCAGCAGGUCGUGGCCGCUACAAUCGACGUAUGUCCCCAGUUAUUACCCGCAGCAAGUGGCGAAAAGGCUCUCAAUGGUUCGAAAUCGACCGUGAAAUAGCUGUAGCCGUUGUCUCCGACAAGACUUACUUCCCAUUGUUCAAGAAACAUUGCCGUUGGGGUUGUUACGCCGACGAGCAUUACUUGCCGACGUUUGUUCACGUCAUGUUUCCCGGGAAGAACGCGAACCGGUCGUUGACGUGGACAGAUUGGUCACGAAGAGGACCACAUCCGAGGAAGUAUACACGGCGGUCAGUGAGGGCGGAGCUUCUAACGAAGCUGAGGAAUAGAGAAGGGUGUGUGUAUAAUGGGAAGGAGAGUAACAAUUGUUAUUUGUUCGCUAGAAAAUUCGAUGAUAGUUGUAUAGAUACGUUGAUUCAUUUUGCUGGUAGGAUUAUGGGGUUUUAGUUAUUUGUCUCUAAACCCGUAGCACACAUUCAGGACAUUGAUAUAUGCUAUGGCCCAUUUCUGUAUUCAAAUUUAUAAGGCCCAUUUCUAAUUACAAAACUUUGUUCACGUUAAUUUUGUUGGAAGGAAAGUAGGAAACUACAUAUAUAUGAGUUUUAAGUUUUUACAGAAAAUAAUAAAGUGAAAAGUAUUGAUUAUUUGUAAGCUUAUUUUUCUGUAGUGACAUUCUACUUUUCUAAACAAUCUAAAAUUUCGCUGAUUGGUGAUUCUGAAUUAGUAGUAUAGAUGCUAUUGUACAUACAACUUAUAAGGUUAUAUGACCAUCAUAUUUUAGAUUUUACAGAUACAACAUACAAAGAUUGACUUUUAUGAAAAAACAUUACGUAGACAUUAUAUGUACAAUUAUAUGAGGAAGAAAUAUGCAUAUUACAUAUAUAAAGAAUGUAACUUACCUUCUAGUAAACACUCAUGUUUUAAAAUUCGAUCAUUUUUUGGAGGCAGCAAAAAAUCGCUCAACUGUAUUUACACGGUUAAAAUUUAUUUAAAAUUAUUUAAACUUUUAAAUUGAAUAAUCUAAUUAAAAAUUAAUAUAAAGCUAAGCAAAUAAAAUCUAAAUUUAACAAAUUUCAAUUUUAAAUAUAAUAUUACUUAAAUUUUUUUUAUGCGUACUACGCCGGAAAAUACCUAGUUCAAUAUAUAAAAAUUGUAGCUUAGUCAGUAGGAACAACAAAAUGCAAGAGAGAAAAACAACUUCUACGAAAAAGACAAUCUUAUUGUUCUGUCUAGACUCAAAACUCUUCUCAAAUAUGUGUCCUUCACAUCCACUUAUUAUUUUAAUAUUUGAUUUUAGUUUCAUUGCAAAACUACAAAUGGAACACACUCAGAUGAAAUAAUUAUUUAAAUAUUCAGUUAGAAUGAAAUUACAAAAUCAAUAACAACAAGAUAUAUAGUUUUUGAGCAGCCAAAAAAAGGAUAGCAACAAAUAAGAUAUGGGCUUCUCAGUUUAAGUUAUAUCAAAAUUGAUUGGGUAGUUAUUAUUUAAUACCCUAUGACUGUGACUGACAAUAUCUUGAUUCGUGACAAAGACUAGGAAUUAUGAAACAAUACCAUAAAGCUGAACACCGAGGAAAUUCACUAACAUAUAACAUUAUGCUAAUAACAUUCUGAGAACAUUCUUAUUAUGCUAAAAAGGAGAAAAAGAAAAAGAGAAGUAGUAUAUUAAAUAGAAAAAAAAAAGAUUUUUGAUAAAGACUGAACAGAGA
Molecule: messenger RNA, 4268 nt
Organism: Brassica rapa (field mustard)
Lineage: Eukaryota; Viridiplantae; Streptophyta; Magnoliopsida; Brassicales; Brassicaceae
Product: glycosyltransferase BC10
Cellular component (GO): membrane
Molecular function (GO): glycosyltransferase activity
Source: RefSeq, a predicted model, not a curated record